UUCCCAAUAAAUACGUCUGUGGUGGUGAUCUUCCUAUCAUUUAUUUUUAUUUUUAUUUUGCGUGUUUGUGGGUAUUUAUUUUAUCUAUAUAAAAAGCUAAUAGAACUCACAUGAAUUUCAACGAUUUGCCAGUAGAAAGUUCAUUUUCUCCUCUGUUUACUAUAAUGGCACAGGUGGAAGAGAAAGGCUCCGCAGACGGAAGAGAUGAUUAUACACAAGAUGGAACCGUGAGUCUCAAAGGUGAUCCUAUUUUAAGAUCAAAGACUGGGAGAUGGAGAGCCUGUUCCUUCAUUGUUGUGUUCGAGGUGUUUGAGAGGAUGGCAUACUAUGGGAUUGCAACAAACUUGGUGGUGUAUAUGACCGACAAACUUCAUCAAGACAUUGUGACAUCUGCCAAUAAUGUCACCAACUGGAUUGGAACUGUGUGGAUGACACCAAUUAUAGGUGCCUACAUUGCUGACGCUUAUCUCGGUCGAUACUGGACCUUUGUCACAUCUUCCGCAAUUUACCUCAUUGGAAUGGUCCUGCUAACCUUGUCAGUUUCAUUGCCAGCCCUGAGACCACCAUCAUGCGGCGAUGAGGCCAAAGAAGGUCAUUGUGACAAACAAGCCUCGCCUCUCCAAGUAGGCAUUUUCUUCUGUGCAUUGUACAUAGUCGCAAUUGGAACUGGUGGAACCAAACCCAACAUUUCGACAAUGGGAGCUGACCAAUUUGAUGAUUUUGAACCCAAGGAAAGAACACAAAAGCUUUCCUUUUUCAAUUGGUGGAUGUUCAGCAUUUUCUUUGGCACUCUGUUCUCAAACACUUUCUUGGUUUACAUCCAAGACACCGUAGGUUGGGGCCUUGGAUAUGGGAUUCCAACUAUCGGGUUUUCAAUUUCUGUGCUUGUAUUUCUGAUUGGCACUCCAUUUUAUAGGCACAAAUUGCCUUCAGGGAGCCCUUUCAGCAGGAUAGCUAAGGUGAUUGUGGCUGCUGUGGAGAACCGGAAACUGCCAAUUCCUGAUGAUACAAAGGAGCUUCAUGAGCUUAAUGUGGAAGAUUACACUAAUUCAAAAAAAUAUAGGAUUGAUCAUACUCAUUCAUUAAGAUUCCUAGACAAAGCAGCCGUUCAGGGUGAGACGAGCUCAGCAAGGACACCAUGCACUGUUACUCAAGUUGAAGAAACAAAGCAAAUGAUUAAAAUGAUACCCAUUCUGGCAGCGACAUUCAUUCCAAGUGCACUAGUUUCACAAGUGGGUACACUAUUUGUGAAACAAGGCGCCACCCUUGACAGAAGCAUGGGUCCCCAUUUUGAAAUUCCUGCAGCAAGCCUUGCAGUUUUUGUAACAAUUUUUAUGCUGAUCACCAUUGUCAUCUACGACCGUUUCUUUGUUCCAUUUGCUCGUCGAUUCACCAAAAACCCUAGAGGGAUCACAUUGCUCCAAAGGAUGGGUGUUGGACUAGUGUUGCAAAUUACCAUCAUGGUCGCAGCAUGUAUUACUGAAAGGAUGAGACUGAAAACCGUUAGAGAAAACAAGAUUUUUCGCAAAGAAGACCAGGUUCCACUCUCCAUUUUCAUUCUUCUUCCUCAAUUUGCCCUGACAGGAAUAGCAGAUGCCUUCGCAGAAGUUGCAAAGCUUGAGUUUUUCUAUGACCAAGCACCAGAAGGCAUGAAAAGCCUUGGCACCUCCUACUUCACCACCAGCUUGGGAAUUGGACAUUUUCUGAGUAGUUUUUUACUGAAGACCGUAGCAGAUAUAACCAAAAAAAACCACAGCAAUUGGAUUUUGGACAAUCUAAACGUCUCUCAUCUAGACCAUUAUUACGCAUUAUUGGCCAUCUUGGGCUUCAUCAACUUUCUCUUCUUUCUGGUAGCUGCAAAGUUGUUUGUUUAUAACGCUGAUUGUGCAGAAUCCAAACAAGAAAUUAUUGUGGCAUUGCUAACAACGGAAGCUGCUCCUCAUCAGGCCUCAAAAAUCCGACCAACCUGAUAAUAAUUUAGGUAUAGCAAGGUUUAUCUUAGAUAUUUCAUGGAAAAUGUCCAGCAAAAGCUUCUAUUGGGCUUCUCCAAUGCUAUUAUCAGAACUUUUUUCUAUACGAUCAAAGAAGUCCAUGUAAUUUUUAUUGCCCUUUGCUA
Messenger RNA from Cucurbita maxima (winter squash), 2116 nucleotides. Its product is annotated as protein NRT1/ PTR FAMILY 5.2-like. The transcript is spliced from 4 exons. Gene Ontology annotation, molecular function: tripeptide transmembrane transporter activity; dipeptide transmembrane transporter activity. Gene Ontology annotation, cellular component: membrane. Gene Ontology annotation, biological process: transmembrane transport; dipeptide transport. The record is from RefSeq and is a predicted model, not a curated record. Bases 111 to 1970 code for a protein of 619 amino acids. NCBI's taxonomy places the organism in Eukaryota, Viridiplantae, Streptophyta, Magnoliopsida, Cucurbitales, Cucurbitaceae.